Molecule: messenger RNA, 17568 nt
Organism: Paramuricea clavata
Lineage: Eukaryota; Metazoa; Cnidaria; Anthozoa; Malacalcyonacea; Plexauridae
Source: the annotation of a GenBank genome assembly
UCUUGUAAACAAUUACGUCAAUCAGAACUCCCGCUGUUUCGUAAACUAGAAGAUCAUCAUUCAAAUCUCUUUUUACGCUUUUGUUGUUGAAUGUGACUAAAACAUCGAUACAAAGCCGGUAUUCUCUACACAGCAGUCAUUAUUUACUUAAUGACAAAAUGAUAUAGCAUCGCGUUUCUGAUGUGAGAUAUAAAUCGUUGUUUUGAAUUUUAAUAUUUGUGCGUGACGACUGGCUGCGAUCAUGUCACGUCUCCUAUAACUGUUUGCAUCCCGACGGAGAGAAAUAGGUAUGUUUAAUAUACGAUAAUAAAUACUGCUUUGUCUGACAAAUUGUGUGUAGUAGUUAACUUUUAAAUGCUUUUAUUUAGCAGCCAUUUAUAUAAGAUCCGUUUCCGUUGGCCUAGCAACUCGCCAAGGACGAGCGGAUGCAUAAAGUUUGAAAAUUUCUUCAAUUCGAAGAUAUUGCCUGCAGCAAAAUUAUCUGAUUUCAACGCAUAUUAAUUCAAAAUGUUCACGAUUUCGACACCAACCGUCGAGAUAACAUUCGUAAAAUGUAUCAUAAACUGUUUUAUAACAUGCAUUGAAGUCGGAUUUUGUUCAGAAAUUUUGCAGCGAUUAAUUUUAUUCGUAUUUCAAUUAAUUUUAAGAGUUUUUAACAUUUUUAUAUUCAUAUGUUAUUCCUUGUUGGAUACUUUAAUAAAUAUAACUUUGUACAUAAAUGUUUAGUAUAAACACUAGUUUUAGUAAAUAUAAAGCAGUACUUUCUAGACAAUAUAGAGUUUAUUAUAUUUUUAAAAUGCAUAACAAUGAAACCGUUUGUGUUCAUCUACUGUAGAAAAGUACCAAAUAUAUUUCAAACAAAUAAACGAGUCUUGAUUUAAAUCUGCAUGGUCAAAGUAAUUUCAACAGCGUUUCAAAUUGCCAGCCAUUUAGGUUAAGUAUUUUUGAACCACUAAUUUAUUAACUCAAACCAAAUGUGAAAUUAAAAUGCCACAAAUCUCAUUAAUUUAUGAGGUAAUGUCUGCUAUCUUGAAUAGGAUUUCUGGGGGUUGCAGCAUUAGAAGCUGGCCCAUUAUAAAAUGAGAUUGGCUAUUCGGUAAGAUGGACAUUGACUUGAGUUUAUAUGGGAAAAGUUUAUCGCUCUUGUCAGAUCAUUUAGUUGAGAUUUUGCCUGCUGUCUGGCUUGGUUUUCCAUACGAACACAAAACAAUUGCUUCUAUAAAAAUAAUUGCACAGUGAGAUCUUGCUUUGUUGCUUGUCUCGCUUACCAGGCCGGCUUUCAUAUGAACAGCUGCCCAAUACUUUCUAGCUGUCAAGCUGAGCUAUCACUUAGAUUAGUUUGUAUAAGGCAGGCCAUAUGCAUUUUGUCUGGCAAAUCAGCAAAUCAACAUCAGCUGCUGCUAAAGAUAUUUAGAGUUUUGACAGUUUGACAAUAGCUCACAGUAACUUUAAUUUUCUUAAUCUGCACAAAAUUGAGGAAAAGUCUAUAUAAGGAAAAAUUUGAGUGGUGUCAGCAAAUAUUCACACGAAACUGAAGACCUGUUCAUAUGAGUUUGGGUACUACCCUGCCUGCCAAGAUUAACACUUAAAAACUUAUUGUUUCAUUGAUGAAAUAUGUGUUAAAUUGAUAAAAAAGGCUGACAUGUUGUCAGUUUCAUUCACCGUCCAUGUGACACAUAUUUCAUUAAUUCUGUUAUCUUUCACGUUUGGUUUAAAAAUAAUUGUCUUACUUGGAUAAUAACAUUUAAAAUUUGUUCGCAUUAAUUAUUAACAUAUUUUAAAUAUUAUAUGUAACUGGAUUAAAUUAAAAGUUGUAAUGUAAAAUCACUUUAUCCUACAGAAAUUUUUGAUCCUGCAUUUUGCUCUAAAUGGCAAAUUCUGUUGUGAUCUCAACAAACAGGCUAGCUCACAUUCCCUCAUGAACACUAUGCAAUUUGCAAUUCCCCUUAUUACGUUUUCGUAACGCUUUGCAUUGUGGUUAUAGUGGUAUGAUAUAGAGGUCAAGAUUGUCCUGAUCCGUGCAAAAACUUUUAAAAAAAGCUUGGGUCAGGUGCGCGAUAGCCAACAGCAAAAUAUUUGCGAAAACAUUCAAUAUUUUCAUUUGAGGCCGCUAUCUUUAUCAAUGAUACCACUAUAACCACAAUGCAAAGCGCUACAAAAACAUAAUAAGAGGAAUCGCGAAUUUAAUAUAUGAGAAUAUGUUCAUUAGCAACACUCUCAGUAAGCGAGACGUUUUUAAUUAGUCAGUGGGCUUCUGUGAAUAGCUAUCUCACUAUUAAUAAAUAAAACUAUUGUACUAGCUGUAGUCAAUCUGUUAGUCAGCUAGCUAGAGCAUGGUGCUCAUGAAUAUAUAACCCUUUACCAGGUAUAUCUGGUGCAAUUUAUUUGCACAGUCAGUCAACAGUUCAAACGAGUUUGCUCUUGAAUCAAUCUAUUAUUGUAUAUCUGUUAAUUUCAGCAAUGUGUUUAGCUGCUGAUUUAGCCAUUAUUAAUGAUAUAUUUCUGUAGGUGAUAUUUCACAAGCAUAAAAUGGAAGUUUGUACAGAGAGAAAAUACAGUAUCUGCAGAAUAGCUAAAGAAGGAAUCCUUAUUUUAGUUUAAAAUGGGAGCAGGUCAGUUUUACAAUAACAUUUUUCUACAAUUUUUUUAUGAGCUUGGAGUGAUUUUUCAUUGAAUUAAAAUAUGUCUUAUUGUACUUUAAUUGUGUUUAGCGACAUCCUGCUCUGGGAAAAGCAAAGCACGAACGUAAGAACUUAAUCUGUGUUAUAUGUUUUGUGUACUCUAGAAAAUAUAUCUAUACAACUUGUUGUAGACAUUAGGAGAUAAAUAUCUACCAAGUAGCAUUGCUGUAUGCCACAGAACAUAUGUACACUAACACCAUACACUGGUCUGACUCCUUAUCAGUGUACCGGUACCUAGUAAGUCUAGUAAAUAUACCCUUCUGGAAAGUAUGUUAUUUUGGCUAUAGAGCCUUGUCUAGCUUCGUGUAUAAGAAAGUAUAUAUUUGAAAGUAUGGCUCUAUGGCCAAAGUGAUCUACUCUCCAGAAGGGUGUAUUGUCAGUGUAACCCGGCUGUUAAUUUGCGGGCGGCGAUUAACUCCUGGCUAGGAAAAGGGUAUAGUCUGUGUGCUAAGGAGAGACUGUCACCUCCCCCCCCCCUCAAAAAAAAAAACAUUCAAAAUGACUUGUUUUAUGAUGGAGGGGGUAAUUGAGAGUUAGUCCCUUGUGGGUUCCCAUUAAUACACAUGUGUCUCCCUACUAUACAAGCAAGUGCUACAAGUAAAAUCAUCUGAUGUUAGAAGGAGUAAACCCCCAUUUUCUGCUUGGCAAAUUUUUAGCAAAAAGCAAAGCGAAAAACAAAUUUUGCAAAUUGUUUGGUUAUAGUGAAACAAUUUUAGGGUGAAACCUUUUCAUUAACCAAUAAUAUUGCCAGAAAUUUUUUAACCUCACUUUGCACAAACAAAUUCGGUGUUUAGGUGUGAGAAAAUGUGUAGUAUGUAAAAACAUACUACAUGUUUGUCUGAAUGUUUGGCUGUGUUUUUAUCAAUAUAAAUAAUCUAUUUUUACCAUUUCUCAACAUUGUGGCAUAAUUAACCAAUCAGAGUCCAGAGAAUUUAAUUGUAUUAUGAUGUUAAUUAACACUGCAUCUGCAUGUAUUUAAAAUUACAAAUAAAUACAUAUUCAUAGAGCCUAAUAACUCUUGAAGAGCAAACAAGCAUUAAGUUGUCAUCUUAUCAACAUAUUAAGUUCUUUCCUUUCAUAGCAACGAAUAAUAAAUCUGUCACGAGAAAAAUAUGUUGCCUUAAUUUGCAUGAAUGACUUCCAAUAGAACGCUCUACAAUUCAAAGCUGCCAUUCAAAGUUUACUUCAAACGUUUCACCUUCGUAAAACUCGUGGUAGCAAUGCCAAUGGAGUCAGUGAAAUUGUGUGAUGAAAUUCGUGAAAGUGUAUGAUUGAAUAUACUCAGGAAUGCAUGUGGUUAUUUUGUGAAGGUCGUCAAGGGAUUAGUGUAUGUCUGUGUGUCGAUCACGGUAUGAAAUAAAUCUACGAUUUAUUCUAGAGGAACGUUAAUAGGUCAUUUGUCAAGAUAAACUAGAAUUGAAUUCCUAUAGGGACACCUUUGUUAAAUGGACAACUCGUGUAGGGGUCAGCCAGGACGAGUAGUGUCACGAACAUUUUUCCCUAACCAUAAAAUAUCGUCGACGUUGCCGUUAGAAUGAACUUUAUACCGUUACUGAAAUCAAACUAUAAGCUAAUUUUACUAGAAAUGUUUUUCAAAUUCUUAUAUACUAUGGAAAUAGAGCGAAUCUUAGUUGAAAGUAGUACGGAAAAUUCGAAAGUGACUGCCAGAUAGGACGAUUGAGCAACCCUCUGACUAAAUUCCUGCUAAAGCUUCGGUCAUGCAAGGCCAAGGACUUUGAACUUGUUCAAUUUUUUUGAGAGUUGAUAAGAGUUUUCGUUAUCGUGUUAAUAUCCAGUCAACUCUCAUCGACUCUCAUACAACUCUUACUCUUGUUCUCGUCUGACCGGGGCAUGAGAGUUGAGAAAACCCUCAUUGCAAACUCUCGCUUCUCAACUUUCAUCAACUCUCAUGCUUAAUAUCCAGUCAACUCUCAUCGACUCUCAUACAACUCUUACUCUUGUUCUCGUCUGACCGGGGCAUGAGAGUUGAGAAAACCCUCAUUGCAAACUCUCGCUUCUCAACUUUCAUCAACUCUCAUGCGACUUUUGUUCUCGUUUGACUGCGGGGCACGAGAGUUGAGAAAACUCUCAUGCAAACUCUCGCUUCUCAACUCUCAUUCUCGUAUGACCAGAGCUUAACCAUGCCAUCAACACUUCAAAAUGAACGUUCUUGAAAAACAGUUUAAUUCCCCAACAGGUGUGCAAAUGGCAGCGCUGGCCACAUGAAAAGCAACUCUCAUCGAAGCAACAAGAUUUCUGCUUGUGAAAACGGCUCAGCCGGUCAGCACAUAUCAGACAGCCAUGAAUUGCCGAAGGAUUCCUCAAGUAUAUCUUCAAGACAUUCAGUUUCUGACGUCCCUCUUCGCCCCAGUAAAAGCGCGGGAAACACACCUCAUAUUUUGCGAAGGUAAUUGGAUGAAAGACACGUACAUAAAGCCGGUUACAGAGGAGCGAGUUUUCUAUGACAAGUUUUUAUGUGACAAGUUUUAUUUGCUCGUCUGUACGCGCAACUUUCACAAGUUUUUCUAUGACAAGUGCACUUGUUCAAAAGCUAUAGCAUGCUAGCUUUUGAACAAGUGCACUUGUCAUAGAAAAAAUUGUCAAAGUACAAAUUUUGUUCGUCUGUAUGGGUCAACAAAGAAAACUUGUCAAAGUAAUCUGAACAUUUGAUGUGAUUGGCCAGCGAACUAUUAUAAUUUUUCUGUCAUGGCGGCGAUAAACACCUUUUUCUGACACGUUCACACCAGUAAAUAAACUUGUCAUAUGAAAACUUCUCAUAUAAAAUUUGUUGCAUAUACUGCACGUGCACUUGGCAAAUAAAACUUGUCACAUAAAAAACUUGUCACAGAAAACUUGCUCGUCUGUAACCGGCUUAAAAGCGCUCAGUUGUUAGAGAUCGCACUGUUUGUGUUCGCACUGUUUGUUCCCAGUUGUUGUGACAAGUCUGAAACAAGUUGUCAUCACCUUGUUCCAAGGUUGAUCACGGUAACAGACUUGCUACAAGUUGUUCCAACAAGCUUAAUACAGACUGUUCGUUACGAGCUUGCUGUCAUCAACUUGUUAACAAUUUGUUACGUGCAGACGACGUCAGACUUGUUCGAACAACUUGUUGCGGGAUUUGACAAGCUGCGUGUGAGAUUUUUACGCUAGAGCUAUUAUUUAACAGUUAUUCUACUCACUCUCGUCGUUGCUUUAUUAUAUAGAAUAGCUUAUACCCAGUAGUUCUGCAGUGUAAUAUUUCAUAUCCGACUAUGAGGACUGGCCUAGAUUUCAAUUCCGCGCAAUCUGAUCCGAAGCCGAGGACUGGAUCAAAAUGAAAUCUAGUCGCCAGUCUGAAUAGACCUUUCCCCUUCUGAGUGAAAUUUUGAUCUAGACAAGUCUGGACAAAAAUUUCAUCACAGCUUGAAAGAGCAUCACAAAAUUAGUAAUAUUCCGAAGUUUCGUUGCGAAAUGUUGUAAAAUGCGGAUACUGUAAUAUAACUCUGCGAGGUUUGCCGUUUUUCAGUCAUUUUGUAUUACAAAUUGAUAAUCAGUUUGAUCAUCUGAUUAUCAAUUUCCCGUUUGUAAUGCAAAAUGACUGAAAAACGGCAAACUUCGCCAGGCUAUAUUAUCCGCAUUUUACAACAUUUUGCAACGAAAUUUCGGAAUAUUACUAAUUUUGUGAUAGAUCGGAAGAGCACACCUGUGUUCAGUUCAAAAUUUCACUUAAAAGGGGAAAGGUCUAUUGGAGGAUUUGAAAUGACAUCUCAUACGAAUAAAUCAACUACUUAAAGUGAGGUGAAUUAAUUUUGUUCCAGUCCUAGGACUGAAUCAAUAUACUUUACCAGGUAUUCUCAAAGCAUUAAUAAUUCAUGAGUAAAUUAGGCUGCGUCCAGACUGGGUCAGUGUGACCAUAUAUGCAAUUUUUUUUACUAAAGCUGCUUAAAAUUGGUUGGCUGCCCCCUCCUGUUCUUAAUGCUGCAGUUGUUUAAAGCAGGUGGGGUUGUCUAAGGGCAUCCAACCGGAUCUGGUAAUAAAAUGUACUAAACCUGGUCACACUGGACUGGAUGCCCGGCACUGGUGCCCAGCACUUGUUUUGGCUCCCAGUUUGAACACGACGCUUUCAAAUGAAAUUGGGCACAGUGCCCAAGAACGGGCACUACCUCUAGAGGUAGUACUCAACAACGGCACUGUGCUCAACAUGUUUUGUGAACCAUUUUGAACAUUGGGCACCAGUGUCGGGCACUCAGUCUGAACGAGCCUGGUGCCCAAUGUUCAAAAUGGUUCACAAAACAUGUUAAGCACAGUGCCGUUGUUGAGUACUACCUCUAGAGGUAGUUCCCGUUCUUGGGCACUGUGCCCAAUUUCAUUUGAAAGCGUCGUGUUCAAACUGGGAGCCAAAACAAGUGCCGGGCACCAGUGCCGGGCACCAGUGCCGGGCACCCAGUCUGGACGCAGCCUAAUUUACUCAUGAAUUAUUAAUGCGUUUGAGAUUUUAGUGCAUAAAUCGGGCUCAUUCCUUCUUCAAUUUGCUGACUUUUUGAAGGUCUGCGGGAGGUGACAGCAAGUCACUUCUAAGACGCUCAUGUGGGAGUCAAAACCUUCUCACUGUUGACAAAGUUUUCUCCGAAGACGAGUAUGCGCACGCCGCACUGGUUAGACAAAUGAGCGAACCAAUUCCUGCAAGUCGGUCAGUGCCGUCGUCGCCUCGGAUCGCCCGACCGCCAGCGAAGGAGAGUCAUCACGUUAACAGAUUGCAAACAGAGGUGGGUUUGAUAAGAGAGAGUGGGAUACUAAUAUUCUGUAAUUCCAAGUCAAUACCCUACCCUCGAACUACAGUAGCAGGCUUUAAGGCGGGUUUCCAUCCGGUGCAAAAUGUCGCACAAUCGACUUUUUGCGAUCGCUUUCUUUUGAAAUACAAACAGUCAAACGGAACAAAUCUCAUUAGCUGUAGUUGACUGCACAUAUUUCAAAAGAAAACGAUCGCAAAAAAUCGAUCGUGCAACAUUCUGUACUGGAUGGAAAUCCACCUUAAUGCAACAACAUGCUCGCAUCUCCGGACAUCUUUGCACCAGUAACCUCCGAACAAAAACAAAAUGGCUUCCCCUUUCGUUCAUCAUCGUUCAUUUCGUUAAACUAUUCAUCUCCACUUUGGUAAAAAAAACAACUUGUAAAAUUUUAUUAAUAAUAAUAAUGAAUAAUUGUUAAAUAUUCUCUUGACUUUUUUUAAAUAGAAUGGUCUUUCCCUAAACGAGUAUCAUCUUCUGGAGGAAAUUGGCAAGGUAUGGUUUGUAGAAUGGUGUAUGAUGGUGGCAUGAUGUGUAUGUUGUGGUAUGUUGUGGUAUGGUAUGGUAUAUGGUAUGGUGUCUUUCCCUAAACGAGUAUCAUCUUCUGGAGGAAAUUGGCAAGGUAUGGUUUGUAGAAUGGUGUAUGAUGGUGGCAUGAUGUGUAUGUUGUGGUAUGUUGUGUUUAUGGUAUGGUAUAUGGUAUGGUAUAUGGUAUGGUAUAUGGUAUGGUAUAUGGUAUGGUAUAUGGUAUGGUAUAUGGUAUGGUAUAUGGUAUGGUAUAUGGUAUGGUAUAUGGUAUGGUAUAUGGUAUGGUAUAUGGUAUGGUAUAUGGUAUGGUAUAUGGUAUGGUAUAUGGUAUUUGAGGUGAGGUGUGAUACGGUUACGACUUGAAUAUCAUUAUCUUGACUAAAUUUUCAGGGAUCCUAUGGCGUAGUGAGGAUCUGCCACUCAGAAUCAGACCAUCAUAAUUAUGUAAGUAUAUUAGUGUCAAUGCAUCCAAAAUACCAAUCAAGCCAGAACUGUAACAAGGUAUUUCGUGUUCAUUGUUCACAUGCGUGUGUUACGCGUCUGUUGUUUUUUUUAAGGCGAUGAAAAUUAUGUCAAAGAAAAGAAUUAUAAGAAAGGCAGGACUAAGUAAGUAUUCUAAAGCCUCAGGUUCACACUAUCAAAGUUUCUGUGAUCACAGUAGGAAUUUUGCAUAGAUACAUUUUAAGUUUUGAAGGAUUUGUAAGAAAUGCUUGAGGGAAUAAAUAAAUAAAUUUCAAUACAAACGUUUAUCUUAAUGAUAUUUACUGUGUUGGUGUAAUGUACUCAGGUGAGUUUCAGGCUUAUUCACCUGAGUACAUUACACCAGCACAGCAAAUAUCAUGAUUAUUACAUUACAUUGAUAUCGAAGGAACUAGACUCAGUUCCGAAAUAUCACAUACUCGAACCGACCUGACCGCGUGGCUCACUUGGCGGAGCAUUGUGUUGGUAUUCCAAAGGUCGUAGGUUCGAUUCCCACCGUGGCCAGGCAUAUUUUUCAAGCCUGCCCAAUGUGGAUAUACACUCAGAGUAACAUCACAAGCAUCAGUUUAUCUUAAUAUUCACGAUACUUGUUAUUUAUGUUUUAUAGUGAAGCCGGCUGAUAGAGGCAAGAAAGAUGCGUUGGAAGGUUUGAAGAGAGAGAUCGCCAUAUUGAAAAAAGUUGACCAUCCGAAUGUUGUCAAACUUCAUGAGGUACAAUUUAUUAUCAUUUAUUACUGUAUAAUUUAAUUAAUUAUAAAAGACAAAGGAAUUCAGUACCGUGUCGGUGGACAGUUUUAUAUGUGAUAAAAAAUCGUGUUAAUUUACAUAGCCUUUAGUUUUGAUUUUCUCGGCUUAGACAAAGUUGAUUUUUAAAAUUACUUCGCCAAUGAACUCAUAAGAUGGGUUGUUUUUCAAUCAAUUUUAAAACACUCGCAGUCUCUGUUUUUUCAGAUAUAAGAUACUCGACUGUCGCUUCGUGUUUUGUAUCUGCAUGAUAAUAAAAGCAAUCCUGCAUGCUCGUGUUUUAAAUAGUACUUAUUGUCAUUUGUUAUCAUUUACAACAAAGGAGAAAGUUGCGUUGAAUAACGAGUCGCUAGUCGAGUUUUUCCAACAGACUUUGAGGUGUUCUUUAUGCCGUUAAAAAACAGCUUUCGAGUUUCAAGUCUCAAACAGACUUGUACUUAACCAGAAAUUUUAGGCGUUUAUUGCAGUGGUAUGAAGACAACAAUACUGUGCUGGUUUAUUUUGUGUUUUGCUCAUAAAUUAUUAGUAAGUUUGAGAAGAAUUUUUGAAAUUUCCAUUCAUGUUGUUGAUUCAUUUCCUAGGUUCUUGAUGACCCUUCGGAUGAUAAUCUAUAUUUAGGUGAGUCAUGAAUUAUUUUUUGCAGGCCAUGGUAAAAUUAAAUUUCUUGUACUUAUCUUUUAACUCAUUGAAUUUUUAGUUUUUGAGCUCAUCGAGAAGGGGUGAGUAACAAUUGAUGGAUUUUGUAAUAUCUUCCUUUUAUGCUAAUCAUGGUAUUCUGAUGUGAGACACCGCUGCAGGGCGAAUUUUAGCAGCAAAAUAGCGCUCUUCAGAUCAGAUGUGGAGGGCUCAAUUUCUGCAAAAGAUUACAAUAUAAUAUUAUAAGAAACCUUACAUGGAUUAUGUUCUUUAAGAUGUGUUGUCGUAUGAAACAAUAUGUCUUUAAGACUAAUAAGACAUAUACAAAAUUAAUAAAUCCCGAAGUAGAGUCACAGCAGUUACAGCUUUACAGGAUUAAAAACAAACAUUACGUACUAUUUAAAACAUGAGCAGCAGUGUUUUAUCAGAUAUAAAGAUACGAGGCGAAGCCGAGUAUCUUUAGUAGGUCUGAUAAAACACGCACUGCGAAUGUUUUAAAUUGCUUCAAAAACGAUCAAUCUAGUAAGUUCAUUGGCGAAGUAAUUUUCAAAAAUACGUUGUGUAAUUCAAAAAAAUCAAAGUUAAAGUAAACAUGUAAAUCAAGGGAAAUCUCUAUCACAUAUAAAGAUACGACACACUUAUGAUUUUCUUUGUGUUUUCCUCAUGAAUUAUUAAUGCGUUUUUGAAAUAAUAAUAAAUGUUAUUGUUGUUGGUUUCAGACCAGUGAUGGAGGUUCCAACAGAUAAUCCGCUGAGCGAGUCUGACGCAAGGAAAUACUUUAGAGAUAUCCACUCUGGAAUCGAAUAUUGUAAGUAGUGUCGAUUAUAUAUGCAGAGUGAAAAGCCCAGGGGCGUAGCCAGUCCCCAACAGGGACAUUGUCUAAUAUAUUUUUAUUUUCAGUACAUUUUCAUAGAAUAGUCCACAGAGAUAUCAAACCCUCCAACCUUUUACUUUGUGAUGACGGUCAUAUUAAGGUACGGUGUCGUAUGUUCAUGAACAAUUGUCAUUCGUGAACAAUUUCAUUUCAAAUUAUCUUUCAGUGGCGAGGUAGCGAGAAAGUGGUUUUGUUACAUAAUCGUUGAUCGUGAUUUCAGAUUGCAGAUUUUGGUGUCGCUGAUAUAUUUGAAGGGGAAGACGCUUUGCUUUCUAAGACUGCGGGAUCACCUGCGUUUAUGGCUCCAGAAGCUUUACAAGGUCAGUAUUACAGAGCCUGUUGGACAUCAUGCCCAGAACGGUCGGACAUCGGACAUUUUCCGACCCAAUGGUAAAUUGUCGGAUAUUUUGCCGUACAAAAAAUAGCUAUCAGUUUUCUUGAAAGGAUGGGUCAACCAAAAACUACACCCGAAAGGUGCGAUAGAUCGCGUACUUACAUGCCGGAGGUACGCCAAUAUUGCCGUCUGGUACUUCUGUCUUUUCAGUCAUGUACCACAUGGGUACGUGGUACCACAGAAUAAGUCACACAGUAGGCCGGCUUCUUGGUCCUAGCCAGUGCGCGUUUGAGAGGCAUUCACCCCCAUGAUAAUCAGUCAAAAUGGCGGAUGUCCAGGGGGGAAUGCCUCUCAAACGCGCAUUGGCUAGGACCACGGCGUCAGCAUUUUGAUGAUGAAUCAUGGCAUGGCAGCGGUUACUCAAGUCAUCUGUGCUCGAGUCGACCUUCUGUGUGCCUUAUUCUGUGGUGGUACUCUUCCCAUCUGCAUACUUAACUUUUUACCUGUACCAUUUGACCUUUCCAAGCCAAGUUAUUCAAAACCAUAAUCUAGUCGGAACAUGUGCAACUCUAGCAUGACUUGGCAUUAAACCUGAUUGAUACGACCAGAUGGGACUAUAGGCCAUGUUACACGGUGCAAUUUUUCUUGCAACUUGCAAUGCAAUUCUACUCUUGAGAGAUGUAAAAUUGCCAAAUACGAGUCUUCAUUACACUCCGCUGAUGUUUUCUCAACAUAUCAAAAAUUCUUCACUGAUUUCACUAAUUAACAUCUCUCAAGAGUAGAAUUGCAUUGCAAGUUGCAAGAAAAAUUGCACCGUGUAACAUGGCGUUAAGGAAUGUUAGAGUCGAUCGUAGUGUUUGUGUAUCUAACUACUAGUUCCAAGUUACUGAAUGAAUACCUUUCAGAAACCUGUACAUUAUGUACUUCAUUCUAAAGACUAUUAGUACACCAUGAGUCUUAAGUUUGUACCAGCUCAAGUACGCGGCCAUAACCUUCGGACUACCAGUCAGGUACGACUAAAAAUUUUGAACGGUCACUCCACAUACACGGGUAAAAAUUGAUCAGGUUGUUCGGCGUUGUUCAAAACAGGAGUGAACAAUGUUGUGCUGCACCCCGUGAACAAUAUUGUCAACAAGUUGUUCAACCAUCAGUACUGUUGCAAGUUGUUAACAUGAUUGUCAACAAGUUGCAACAAUAUUGAUGGUUCAACAACUUGUUAACAAUAUUGUUCAUGGGGUGCAGCACAACAUUGUUCGCUCCUGUUUUGAACAACUUGCAUCAACAUGAUGAUUUUUACGCGUGUAGAAUAUACAAUUUUCAAUUUUUUUAAGCAUUUGAGAUACAUCUACCUGAAAAAUAUAAACAGAGCUUCGUCUUCGACUUUUCGAAGUUAAUAGUAGCCCUUGUGUCGAAAAAUUGUCGUACCAACCUUAAGCUAAACAUGCUUCGUUCAAGUUCCCCCUAUAGCUGUUGAUUUUCUUGUCUAAUGUUAGUUGUCUCUGCAGCUACAAGAGACAAAUACAGUGGCAAAGCAACAGAUGUGUGGGCAAUGGGGAUCACUUUGUAUUGUUUUGUAUUUGGAAAGGUGAGAGCUAAUCAUGUGCUUUACCGCUUGCUGGAUUUUGCCCCAAUGGCCUCAUUUUCAUGUGCUUAUUUCCUUAUGUCUCGUGCUCAAUAAGGUUAGUUAAGGAUACACACGCAAAAAUCUCGCAUCUUGUAAUGAGUUUGUCAACAAGCCGUCAACAAGUUGUCUUCGCACUGCAUGCUUGUCACAAGUUGUCAACAAGUUUGGAACAAGCUGUUAACAAUUUGUAACAUUCUUGUUGAUAUUAUCAGGCUUGUCACAAGGUUGUUCCAACAAGUCCGAUACAGUCAUAAUAUCUGAUAGCAGUAUUGUUACAACCUUGUGUCGUCAACCUUGUAACAUUCUUGUUUAUCAUGACUGCAUCAGACGUGUUAGAACAACAGCUUGUGAACAUAUUUGCAACAACUUGUGUGCGUUUUUACGUGUGGGUUUGUGUUUGGGCUCAAGGUCAAAGAGAAACAUAUAUAACCUUCAUGUGAGCCUAUCAUGCUAAAAGAGGCAAACUGUCCUGAAAACAAAUGUAUAUAUUUGUUUAUCUCGAAUAUUAUAUUUACAGUAGAAAUAUGAAUUAAAAACACUUUUAUUUCUUCAAUAGAUUCCAUUUAAUCACAAUAACCGAAUUAGUCUUUACGAAUUGAUAAAGACGAGCGAGUGAGUUAUGCAUAUUUUUUCUUUGAGUUCAUUUACUGUAUAUAGUAAUUUCAAUUCGUUGUAAUAAAAGUUUAAUAAAAUUGUUUUUACCAAUCUUUUUAUUUAUAGAUUGGAAUUUCCCGAAGAGUAAGUAUUUUUCCCCCUUUAAAUGUUUAUAGUCUAUACAUGUAAAAACGUACAAGUUGUAACAAACCUGCAGCAGACUUGUAGCAAUGCUGUUCCGACAACUUGUCAACAGGAUGUGUUCGCACUACUUGUUCCCAGCUUGUGGACAACUUGCUACAAGGUUGUUGAGCUCAGCAGAUUUGCUACAAGUUUUUCCAACAACUUGUUAUCGUCCUGCAAUUCAAAAAUUAGUCAACAAGUUGUGAGUGACAAUCUUGUGGCAACUUGUUAAAAUAACAGCAUUGCUACAACUUGUUGACAACUCGUUACAAGGUUGUUGAGCUCAACAGACUUGUUACAAGUUGUUCCAACAACUUGUUAUUGUCCUGCAAUUCAACAAUUUGUCAACAAGUUGUGAGUGACAACCUUGUAGCAACUUGGUAAAAUAACAGCAUUGUUACAAUUUGUUGACAACUUGCUACAAGCUUGUUGCGAACACAUUUUGCUGACAAGCUUGCUACAAGGUUGAGCUCAACAGACUUGUUACAAGUUGUCCCAACAACUUGUGAUCGUCCUGCAAUUCAACAAUUUGUCAACAAGUUGUGAGUGACAACCUUGUUGCAACUUGAUAAAAUAACAGUAUUGUUACAACUUGUUGCAUGACACGCUUGCUACGAGCCUGUUGUGAACACAUUUUGUUGACAAGCUUGCUACAAGGUAAUUGUUGACAAGUUGUGAGAUUUUGUAAUUAUACAAAAAUGAUAGGAUUGUACUCAUCACUAAUAUAUCUCUUUUUUCUAGCUGUCAAAUAAGUCCGGGUCUCGAAGACUUACUUAACAGAAUGUUAAUCAAAGAUCCAAGCAAUAGAAUAACUAUCCCUGAUAUGAAGGUACUUUUCAUUAUUGUAUCAAAAUUCUGGGCAGAGAAUAGAUCUAUAGUGACCAAUUCAAUCACAUAUAUAAGUGAAAUGCUUGGUAACCUUGGUUCCCUUCUAUGUUUAGUAUUGUUUACAUUAUCACAACAGUGGUAUAACUAGGCAUGUAAGUUAUCCCACCCAAUUCACUCACAUAUAUAAAUUAAGUCCUUGGUUACUAUGCAGUGAACUUUAUGGGGUCUAUAUUGGAAUAUGCAUUCUGGGACAAUGUGCGUCAAGGUUAUUGAACUGUAUUUUAGGUACAUAAAUGGCUAACUAAAGGUGGCUCUGAACCACUUCCGUCGACGUACGAUAACUGUACAGUUCUGGAGCCAACUGAAGAAGAGAUAAAUAAUAGUAUUCGGAGUGUGCCGAAAAUUAAGACAUUGGUAAGUCUGGCUAAACUAACUUUAAUUGUUUACACUGGAUAGCUCUAUCAGUUCUAAACUGUUCUCCCUAGAGGUCCAGUAAGGAUCAUCUCUUAUUGAUCCAGUGUUACUACAGGAGGAAACCUAGACUAACUUUCGAAAAUUAAGACAUUGGUAAGUCUGGCUAAACUAACUUUAAUAAACUUUAAUUGGUUUACACUGGAUAGCUCUAUCAGUUCUAAACUGUUCUCCCUAGAGGUCCAGUAAGGAUCAUCUCUUAUUGAUCCAGUGUUACUACAGGAGGAAACCUAGACUAACUUUAUUUAUACUGGAUAGCUCUAUAGCGAAGGGGAAUACUUCUGAUGUUUGGAAAUGUCAAACUGGAAGCACUCUUCUCACGUGCAACUGAUGCGAAAUGAUAAUAGGCAGGAAUCGAAACACUAAGCUAAAGUACUUUGUUUUAUUUAUCUCUGUAGAUUCUUGUGAAACACAUGUUAAAACGUGGUCAUUUUGGUAACAGGGAGAAACUCAACCGUAUGCGUUACAGUACAAGCUCAAUGCAAUAGCAUUUAUUAUGGAGAUUAUCCAUUUAAAGCCCAGUGGUGGACCCUAGGGUGCCGGCAAAGGGGGAGUGGGACGAGGCGACGCGGGAUCUUGCCUGCAUCACCCCCCUAAUUUGUUGCUUCUCGCGCCUCAACUCCAAGCCCCUAAAACGGCCAGCCAGGGGCCCAGGUAAUCUAUACGUAUUAUAAUGUAAUAUAUGUUUAUGUGAUGGUUUUAUAACCUAUUUCAUAAGCAAACAAACAGUAAAUAGUUCAAUAAAUGCGGUUCAAAAAUGUGACUGCUAUUAUCCCUUGCGCCAUUUCAAUGAGAAACAUGUAUUAAAUUAUAAUACGUAUUGAUUGCUUGGAUUGCCUGUGGCAACGUGGGCUGUCUUGACGAAUGAGACGAACUAUCUUCCGUAUCUAGCAUAAAUGUUGCCAAUAUUUAAUGACGAGUGAUGAUGCUUUGUUCGAAACAUAUAAAACUACAUAGUACAAAAGUAAAAAUGUCACAACUUGUCAACAAGAUGUGUUCGCAACCGAAUUGUUACAAGCUUGCCAACAAGUUGUAGCAAUGCUGUUAUUUUAUCAAGUUGCUACAAGGUUGUCACUCACAACUUGCUGGCAAAUUGGUGAAUUGCAGAACGAUAACAAGUAAUUGGAACAACUUGCAACCAGUCUGUUGAGCUCAACAACCUUGUGGCAAGUUGUCAACGGUUGCAAGUUGUCAACGGUUGCAAGCUGUCAAGAAUCCGUUGACAACUUGUCGAAAAGCUUGCUACAAGCCUGUUGCGAACACAUCUUGUUGACAAGUUGUUGGAACAGCUUUGCUAUACAAGUCUGCUGCAGGUUUGUUACAACUUGUGCGUUUUUACGUGUGUAGUACAGAGAUUCACAUUUUGAUUUCAACCUCUCUAUAGCAAUAAUAGACAAUACAGUAAUACUACCACUACUACACAUGUAAAAAUCUCACAACUUGUCAACAAGAUGUGUUCGCAACAGGCUUGUAGCAAGCUUGUCAACUAGUUGUAACAAUGCUGUUAUUUCAAGUUGCUACAAGGUUGUCACUCACAACUUGUUGACAAAUUGUUGAAUUACAGGACGAUAACAAGUUGUUGGAACAACUUGUAACAAGUCUGUUGAGUUCGACAACCUAGAAGCUUGUCAACUAGUUGUAACAAUGCUGUUAUUUCAAGUUGCUACAAGGUUGUCACUCACAACUUGUUGACAAAUUGUUGAAUUACAGGACGAUAACAAGUUGUUGGAACAACUUGUAACAAGUCUGUUGAGUUCGACAACCUUGUAGCAUAAUUGUGACAAUGCUGUUACUACUUGUCCGCAAGCUGGGAACAAGCAGUGCGAACGCAUCCUGUUGACAAGUCGUUGGAACAGCAUUGCUUCAAGUCUGCUGCAGGUUUGUUACAACUUGUGCGUUUUUACGUGUAUAGUAGCCGCAAAAACAUAACCGCGUUCAUUCUUGCCUUCGGUCACUUGCUCAUGUGUUCGACCAAGUCACCAGGAGUAAUACAGAGAUUAUAUCAUCACAAAUUUGUAUAUUUGUUCGUAUUAAAAUAGAUUUAUUAAAGUUAUAUAUAUAUAUAUCGUCAAGACGUCAAUGAUAAAUAUUUUUUGUAAUUGUUUCGUUACCAUGUAAACGAGGUUAAUAUACAUAAUCAGUUGGCUUGUUGCCACUCAAUUUAUUCACAUAGUAUGUACUAUUUAAAGCACGCGUAGGAGUGUUUUAUCACAUAUAAAACACGACGAGUAGCGGAGUGUUUUAUAUGUGAUAAAACACUCCUACGCGUGCUUUAAAUGGCUUAAAAAACGACUCAUUUUAUACGAGAUCAUUGGCGAAGUAAUUUAUAAAAUAAACUUUGUCUAAACCGAGAAAAUCAAAGCUAAAGUUUAUGGAAAUUAACAUAUUUUUUAUCACAUAUAAACCACGACACGCUUAUGAUUUUUCUUUGUGUUUUGCUCCUGAAUUAUUAAUGAGUUUUUUAAAUAAAUUUAAAUGCUUGCUAAGCGUUUGACUUAUUCUGCUCGCAGGCUGGUGACUUGUAUGAAAAUGUGAAUUGGCUGGUAACAAGCGUAAAUAAUUUAGGUUCCUAGUUUCAAGAAAUAAAUCUAUUUAUAAUAGUUAUAAAUGUUUUAAGCUAAACAUAGACAUAGGUGAAAAGUGUAUAUUAAAAACCUCAAUUUUACCUAAAUUCACCGGUAUUUGAAUGGUUAAAAAUUUCUGUGGGUCGGUGGAUCGGUGUUUUGUGAUGUCACAAUUACUAAUGUUGACAACAUUCAUUAAUUCGUUCUAAAUUAAUAAUUAAAUUCUAAUUUCUGUGACUAGAAUAUAUAAAAAAAACCCUG